Messenger RNA from Lolium perenne, 814 nucleotides. RefSeq names its product GTPase activating protein 1. Lineage: Eukaryota; Viridiplantae; Streptophyta; Magnoliopsida; Poales; Poaceae. The record is from RefSeq and is a predicted model, not a curated record.
CGGCCGGCCAUGUCUACCUUCCUCUUCACUACCACCAGUACGUUACUCCUCCCUAAUACUUUCUUGGCACCAGCGAGACCUUAACGAAGAUUAACGUACACCCAUUCGAAGAUCAAAUCAACAAGAACACCAGCAGGAAAUCGAGAUGACGUCGGAGGCGGUGCCGCCCGGUGUGCUGAGCGUGCGGCUGCUGCGAGGCAUCAACCUCGUGAAGCGUGACGCCGACGGCAGCGACCCCUACGUCGUGGUCCACCUCGAGAACCAGAAUCUGAAGACGAGCGUGAUAAAGAACACGGUGAACCCCGUCUGGAACGAGGAGCUCACCCUCGCCGUCACCAAUCCGGCGACGCCGAUCAAGAUAGAGGUGUUCGACAAAGACAAGCUCAGCAAGGACGACCCAAUGGGGGACGCGCAGGUGGAUCUGGAGCCGCUGGUGCAGAUGGCGAGGAUGGACCUGGAGGACAUCCGGAGCGGCACCGUCGUGCGCACCGUGCGGCCUCACCGCGGCGGCACCUCCUCCACCUGCUGCCUGGCGGACGAGAGCAACAUCGUGUGGGAGGAAGGGCAGGUGGUGCAGGACGCGCUCAUCAAGCUCAGGAACGUCGCCACCGGCAUCAUCCACCUCCAGCUCCGAUGGGUCAAAAUACCAGCCUUGUGAAUGAUCGAUCCUUAUGAUGACGCUAGCUGAGUCAUCGCCGUGUUUGAUUCGCGUUAAAUGAUUUUUGCAACUUCGCGCGUGCGUGUUAAUUAUAUUCCUGUUUUCAUCGGGCUUAUGUGUAUGAUUUAUGCAUGUGAUUUGAUUGAUUCAUAGCAA